Molecule: messenger RNA, 948 nt
Organism: Macrosiphum euphorbiae (potato aphid)
Lineage: Eukaryota; Metazoa; Arthropoda; Insecta; Hemiptera; Aphididae
Source: the annotation of a GenBank genome assembly
AUGAGCAAGUUCAAAGUAACGUCGGAUUUCGUAAUUAACGCGUUGUGCACUGUGACUAUUGGUGCCGGUACUAUCGAAUAUUGUUCCAACAUAAUCUUUAAUGGUUAUCAUGUCAAAUACUUAAAAGAAGCAAACAAAAAUAAUCAACCUGUUCCAUUAAGUGAAUCUCUUCAAAAACAACACGACGAUGUGAUUCAUGAUUUAAAGUUGACAGAUUUUAAAAAAGCUUUUGUAAAACCUUUUACUGCUAAAGGCAUUUAUCCAGUAAAUGUCGGUUGUUUGAAUACCCGCAUGGGAAGUUAUAUAGGAAUUCCAAGCAUUUAUGAUCUUAAUUCUGUAGACGAUAUUUCAAAUCUAAAUAUUGCAGAUUUAAAUCUACAAAAACAAUAUACAAAACUUAUAAACGACAAGUCUGAGUUUGGUCAACAAUUUCUGAAGUCAUUAAUCCUUAGUGAAGCUGCCAAAAAAUAUAGUAUUGCUCGAGAAUUGAUGCUUACAGACAGUCAUCGAAUAUUUAUUAAAUCUGUUUUAUCUGCUGUAGUAUUAAUGCCAAUGUAUGCUUUGGGAAGUUAUGUAUAUAACGGUUUGCCACCUAAUCCAGCUAGAGUUAGGAUGUUAGCGCUUGUUUUAUUAAGUAAUAUAGGAGUAUUAGUAUGGUUUUUUGCACGCACUGCUACUGAGAAUUUUUAUCAAAAAAAAGCUGAUGAAAAAGUAUGUGAUAUUGGUGAAGAAUACAUUAAGGGUGGAAUAGAGUAUUAUGAAACAAUAAUUCAAAGAAAUCUAGCUUUAAGAAACAUUUUACCUGAUGGUGAAAACAUGUAUUCUAAACAAGGAGACCAAAUUGAAUUUAUUUCAGAAUUAUCUGAAUUACCCAUUACAUACAGAAAAAGGUAUCUUGAAAAUAGAUUAAAAAAUGUAAUCAAUGAAAACAAAGAACCUUCAACAUAA